Messenger RNA from Wasmannia auropunctata (little fire ant), 2399 nucleotides. It is a transcript of the gene Gnmt, whose product is annotated as glycine N-methyltransferase. Gene Ontology annotation, biological process: regulation of gluconeogenesis; one-carbon metabolic process; protein homotetramerization. The record is from RefSeq and is a predicted model, not a curated record. Gene Ontology annotation, cellular component: cytosol. The transcript is spliced from 5 exons. The coding region runs from base 1279 to 2157 and encodes 292 amino acids. Gene Ontology annotation, molecular function: glycine binding; S-adenosyl-L-methionine binding; identical protein binding. Lineage: Eukaryota; Metazoa; Arthropoda; Insecta; Hymenoptera; Formicidae.
AUAUUGUAAAAGUACACAUUGAGAUCACGAUUAUCUUUCGUAUUUUUAUUUAUUUGCUACAGAUGAUUGACUUGCAAGUCAUUGCUUGCGUCAUAUAGCUCUUUCUUGAUAACGAUGACGUUAUAAAAUGACGUAAUAAACUCUCCAUGCGUUGCAACAUAUCUCUUGGAUAUAUUAAAAAAAUAUUAUAAUAUAUUAGCAAUGAUAUUUGCAAUAUUUAUAUAUAUUUGUACAAAUUUUGUGACAGAAUUUAAGUCUGUCGAUUAAAUGCGAUGACAUAUAUGCGCGAUAAGUAACUGGCACAUAGGCGUCAAGGCCAAAAUUCUUGAUGGGUUGUUUUCGGAUGGUCUGCUUACUCGAAUUUGGAAUCGAGAAAACAAUUUGAGAGAGAAAAUAGGAAGAUUUAAUUAAACGUUAUUAGUACAACACAAUACAGAAAAUAAAAUAAAAUGCACUAACAAUAAGAUGAUAACUGUACAGCGAGCACACUAUAUUCUGAUGAAAAAAGAGGAAUUGUUAAAUUAUUCAAGUAACGAGACUUCUCCGAUGAUAACGUCUCAUAUAAUAAGGAGAUUAUUUUUUCCGACAAUUUUCGAAGAUGUCGAAAAUUGUUCUUUUGCGCACACAGCGCAGUGCUAACAUAAUAUUGUUUAUCAGCCUUCACGUACACAUCUGCAUUAUUAUAUAGAGCAUUAUCUGUGCUAAUAAAAAUUUAUUGUAUACGCGAAAAGAUAAUACGUAAGAAUAAGAGCAUUAUAAGUGUUGAAUUCUGAUUACGAAGAGAGAAUCGAGUCACAAGGGUCAUUAGCGAUAUUUAAUUGACAGUCGAAUACAAAGUAAAGGCACUUGCUAAUUGCUCGAAUAUAAUUGACGACUUGCUCUCCGAUCUCGGUGAUCGGAAAUUGUACGAAAAUUUUUCCCAAAAUCAGAUGUCACAAUACGUCACAGUAAGUUGAAGUCGUUUGCUUUUAUCAAACGUUACUAAAUCGAAUCGUCAGUGUCGUGUAGAAAUUGUUACAUCACAUUGAGAAGUAAUUCAGUGAUAAUCAUUGGCACGACGCGCGAGGCGCAGCGGUGUGUGAACUCACGUAUCUGCGCACACUAUCGUAACGACUCUUAUUUAUCACGGCGUAUAUAAAUGCGGCAAUUGCUGUAUCACUGCGGCAGUUUUCAUUCACAUUUAACGCGGUUUUUGUAUCGAUAUUCAGCGUCGGACAAGAGCCGCACGGUUUCGUCAUCGGGUCGAGUUAAAGUUUUGUAAAGUCUCAUUCCCUCGCGAUGGUGGAUUCCGUAUUUCGCACUCGUUCUCUCGGUACACCAGCCGAGGGUGUCAAGGAUCAAUAUGCGGACGGCAGAGCGGCAAAAGUUUGGGAAGUUUUUAUCGGCGACAAAAAACAACGUACGCAGAACUAUCGGGAUUUCCUGGUAGGUCUGCUGCGGCAAAAGGGAUGCCGUCGAAUAUUGGAUGUCGCCUGCGGUACUGGCGUCGACUCCGUGAUGCUGCUGGAAGAAGGUUUUGAAGUAGUCAGCGUCGACGCGUCUGACAAGAUGCUCAAGUACGCGUUAAAAUCCAGAUGGGAUCGUAGAAAAGAGCCUGCCUUCGACAACUGGGUAAUCGAAGAAGCGAAUUGGCUAACUCUACCCAGCGAUAUUAGUCAUCUGAUUGGAGAAGGUUUUGAUGCCGUUAUAUGUUUGGGAAAUAGUUUUGCUCACAUGCCUGAUUCUUUCGAUGAUCAGAGAGAGCAGAGACAAGCCUUAGUGAAUUUCGAACGUUGUGUAAAGCCGGGGGGUUUAUUACUCAUCGAUCACAGGAAUUACGAUUAUAUCAUUAGAACUGGCCAAACUCCUUCAAAAUGUAUAUAUUAUAAUAGUCAGCAUAUGACGGAUAUCAAGACAUCGGUGCUCUACGUUUCCGGAAAACCGAGAAUUGUUACUAUGGAUUAUAUGAUCGCUUUAGAUGAGGAGAACAAAAAUAAUCCCGAAUUUAUCAGCGAAUUUAGGCUGUCGUAUUAUCCUCACAGAUUGACAAUUUUCCGCGACAUGCUGACCGAAACAUUUAGCCACGGAGCGAAACACACUAUCUACGGUGACUUCAAACCACUCAAUCAAAUCGAAGAUCCCGGAUUUUACAUCCACGUAUUGGAGAAACAACAUUAAAAUAGGACAUUGACAUAAACAGUCGAUGUAACUACGUGAUAUUCGUUUUUUAACAGUGUCAUUAAUUUUUUGGAACAAACGUUCCGUCACACUAGACAGAAUGAUAUUCAACGUAGAAUCUGUUAUUAAUUAAUCUGUCCACGUUAAGAAACGAACGAUGUGAAGAUCAAUUAAAAUAAGAUAUUUUUUAUUAAACAUAAACUAUAAUAUCCAAUUAGAAUUAUAUAGUGAAUACUACGAUU